GGCGGCAGCUGUGGCGGGCAACAUGGACAACGCCGGGAAGGAGCGCGAGGCGGUGCAGCUGAUGGCGGAGGCCGAGAAGCGAGUCAAGGCUUCCCACUCCUUCCUCCGAGGGCUGUUUGGAGGAAACACAAGAAUAGAAGAGGCUUGUGAAAUGUAUACCAGAGCUGCAAAUAUGUUCAAGAUGGCUAAAAAUUGGAGUGCUGCAGGAAAUGCGUUUUGUCAGGCAGCCAAGCUCCACAUGCAGCUUCAGAGCAAACACGACUCUGCCACCAGCUUUGUGGAUGCCGGAAAUGCUUACAAAAAGGCAGACCCUCAAGAGGCUAUCAACUGCUUAAAUGCAGCCAUCGACAUUUACACAGACAUGGGAAGGUUUACAAUCGCAGCCAAGCACCACAUUACUAUUGCUGAGAUCUAUGAGACUGAACUUGUAGACAUUGAGAAGGCUAUUGCACAUUAUGAACAGUCUGCUGAUUAUUACAAAGGAGAAGAAUCUAACAGCUCAGCUAACAAAUGUCUGCUGAAGGUGGCGGCGUAUGCUGCCCAGCUUGAGCAGUAUCAGAAAGCCAUUGAGAUCUACGAGCAGGUUGGAGCCAACACCAUGGAUAAUCCUUUGUUGAAGUAUAGUGCAAAGGAUUACUUCUUUAAAGCAGCCCUCUGUCACUUCAUAGUAGAUGAGUUGAAUGCCAAGCUUGCCCUUGAGAAAUAUGAGGAAAUGUUUCCAGCAUUUACCGACUCAAGAGAAUGUAAAUUAUUGAAAAAACUUCUAGAAGCUCACGAAGAACAGAACAGUGAAGCUUACACUGAAGCAGUGAAGGAAUUUGACUCGAUAUCUCGCCUGGAUCAGUGGCUGACCACCAUGUUGCUUCGUAUCAAAAAGUCCAUCCAGGGGGAUGGAGAAGGAGACGGAGACCUAAAAUGAAAAGUUUAUAUCUUUGUGGCAUGCAGCUAACUCCUCUUUAGUUUUGUCUUAAAGUCAAGUGAUCUUUAUGGGAUGCCCAUUGAAUGGCUUCAUUUUGUUGCACAUGAGCCAAAUGAGCUGUGUAUUGUUUAAGCUCGCCAUGUCUGUGUCCCUGUGAAGUGGAUGAAUGGUGGGAGACUCUGUUCAUCUUGUGCUUAUGAUGGGCUGUUUCAUGCUUAUCAGAAUCCCCAGAGUUUUCUAAGAAGUUCUUCAGAAUUUCAUUCCUAUUAUUUUGAUAUUUGUAGAGCCCAUGUUUAAUGUUGCUCACGUGUUUUUAUGUUCUUUUUCUUGGACUUGAGUACCCAACCCAGUUGUUCUCAUAGAUGCUUUUCAUAUUCUCUAUACAUGGGCAUCUGGAUGUAUUCUUUAAAUGUGUGUAAUUAGUUUAGAACAGUUACUAGGAAUGAGUUUAUAACUUCAUUAGACAUUGUUUGUAUUGUAAUCUUGUGAUUAUUUUGAUCGUGCUAGUGACAAGUUUCUUUGCUUUUUAUAUUAUUCCAUAUGCUAACAUGUGCAUGGCAAAAAUUUAGAACACCCAGGGUCUGUUUGUAUAACUUACAUUGUGAAGAAAAGGAGUUUCCUGGCAGUACUUGUAUGAAUGAAUGUCAAGGUAGAUUUGAUUGAGUGCUUAUGCAUGCACAUGCACACACAAGUAUGUAACAUCUGUGAGAAGUGGAAAUUUUCCUUUCCCUUGAGAUAGUUUCCACUUUUAGUUGUAGUGGAAAUCCCUACAUUUGCACAAAAGUGUUUUAAUUGGCACAUUGUGUUCUUUAUUUUAUGUUCAUACACUUUCCCACAUUGAGGUGUUUUCUGUGCCAUGGUCAUGUAAAUCUUGGUAAGGAUAGAUUUCUAAGUCACAGUUUGAGGAUAUAUGUAAAUUUCAUCCAUUUAUUGAACAUGAUGGGCUAGGUGAGGUAAAUACGGUACCAGAGUAUAUUUUAUGUCCAACUGGACAAGAAUCCCGACAUGCUUCUGAAGGGACUUGAUUUUUCUCUUAGCUGAUAGAAUUAUUUUAGCUUGUAUGUUUGAACUCUGUCCUGUUUUAGUUUACAUAAUAUAUAUAUGCUCUCUUGAUUUAUGAAUGUGAUUGUACCUAUUAUUUUGUAUGCUGAUAUUGUACUUUGGUCAAGGUCUUGUUUCCUGAAUCUCCUCUGUGCAUAUUUUUAUGCUUUUGAUAUGCAUUUGUUGCCAGAUGUAACUUGUGGUUCUUUCUAAAUUGUGCUGCUGUCAUUAAUGACAGAUAAUUAAAGUUCCCAUGUUAUGUCAAGGGGUAAGUAGUAUUGGAAUGGUGUUUUCAUUUUGGGAUGGCCCUUGAUGGGGACUGGUAGGGUUUUGUUGGGCAGGUGUUGAGUGGGAGUGCCCAGGCCUGGGCCAAGCGAUGGGAGUUUGAGGAGUGGUGAGUAGGUCAGUCUAGGAUGAAAGAAGAGAGAGUAGCAGGAAAUGAAAUUUAAAGGGCCAGCUGAGGCCGGAUUAUAGCAGUUCUACAUCAGGUGGCUGUAAGGAUUCACUGGCUGUCAUUACGGUGGUGACAUGCAUGAAGGGACUGGUGGAGCAGGAAGCUCAGUGAUUGCAGUGUUCACUGGGGGUAGGGGGAAUGGGCCAGAAGAUGUGGACACUCUGGCCAUGGGCCCUGGAAUCUGAUGAGGAUCUCUUCCUUCCUUCCAAGUUCUGGGAUUCUUAAGUGAAAGCUGGCUAUCACUGAAGGUAAAAUUUGGAAAGGAGCCCAGUUAGUACUUCACUCCCUGUUAGAAUCCCUUAUGAAAAAUUGAUCAGAGAGAAAAAUGGGUUCUUGUUGCAGUACCUAAUGUAUUCUGUAAGUAGCCCAAUGCCCGCUAGUGAAAAGGAGGUGUGGGGAUUGAUUCUGCAGCUUGAGUCCUCUGGCUUUAGGUAUCUUCCAUUAGGAGAGCAUUUCAGCACUAGGCAGCCAUCAUGCUUGUUUCAUCACUAGUUGAAAAAGUUCGUUUCCAUUUGCUAAAAGAAUCUUCUGGUCUGACCACUUAAAGUAUAAGCCAUUAAGACAAUUCUGUUUAGCUUUUAUCAGCAUCCAGUAAUAGACCCCUGUGUGAAGAAUAGGUGUGUUUUUGUAAAAAUAGUGUUUAUAACAUUUUGUUAUGUCAAUCUGAGAGUUGCUUGCUUGUAUUAAAAUAAGCAGUAGGACCAGUGCCUGGGUUAAGAAUUUUUGUUUUUAAUAUUUCACAUGAAAAGAAUAAAAGUAGAGUUGGCCCUUUGUAACCACGAGUUCCACAUGUAUGGAUUCAACCAAUUGUGGAUUGAAAAUAUUUGGAGGGGGAAAAAUAACAAUAAAAAUUAAUACAAAUAAAAAAUAACAGUAUACAGUAUAACAACAAUACAGUAUUACAUAGCAUUUACAUUGUAUUAGGUAUUAUUAUUAAUCUAGAGAGGAUUUAAAGUAUAUGGUAGGACAUGCAUAGGUUAUAUGCAAAUAUUACUCCGUUUUAUGUGAGAGACUUGAGCAUCUGUGGAUUUUGGUAUUCGUCGGGGGUCCUAGAACCAAUUCCUCAUGGCUACCGAAGGACGACUACAGAACAGACCCAUCAGGAGAUAAAAGGAGAAUGAGAAAAAAAGCCUAGACCAACAGUAUACAAACUUACUUCCUUGAUAUGUCCCAGGGACGUAGGACUAGUGCCAUGUUAUGAGAUACCUGUUGAUUAGAUUUUCAAGAUUUAUAGAACGCUGCUUAUGAACAAAAUAUAAUGAUUAUUUAUGUUGCAGUUCUUAUACUUUAGCAAAUCUGGGGGUUAGUUCAUAGUCGAAGUCAGUUAAAAUUUCUUACAGGAAAGCUUUGCUUUUGGUGGCAACAUUUUUAUAGCUUGUAUGAGUUCCCAUUUUUGUUUAAUAAUUUGAAGACAGUAUUUUUGCACAGUUGUGACCAUGUGUGGUGGUGUCACUGUAACCAAAGUAUAUGCACCAGCCCUUGUACAUUCAUUUAUUGUUUCUUCUGAUACCACGCAUUUAAAAUGUUCAAAUGCAAACCUUUGUGAUGUUUUUUGGAGGAUUUGGCAGCACAGCGUGCCCCUGUGACCUGCCCACUGUGGUGUGAGCUGUGACCAGUAGCAAGUUUCCUGCCCUGUGAAGUCCUGAGUUGCUCUUGGGCAGGGGAUUACAUUAUGAAAACCAUGUAUUAAGAAAUCUGCUUUUGCAGAAAGUGUUUGUAUCGUGUGAACCUGUACAGUAAAUAAAGUGGAAAUUAUGAGUAA
Messenger RNA from Galeopterus variegatus (Sunda flying lemur), 4176 nucleotides. It is a transcript of the gene NAPB, whose product is annotated as N-ethylmaleimide-sensitive factor attachment protein, beta. Gene Ontology annotation, biological process: regulation of synaptic vesicle priming; SNARE complex disassembly; intracellular protein transport. The record is from RefSeq and is a predicted model, not a curated record. Bases 23 to 919 code for a protein of 298 amino acids. Gene Ontology annotation, cellular component: vacuolar membrane; terminal bouton; synaptobrevin 2-SNAP-25-syntaxin-1a complex. Lineage: Eukaryota; Metazoa; Chordata; Mammalia; Dermoptera; Cynocephalidae. Gene Ontology annotation, molecular function: soluble NSF attachment protein activity; syntaxin binding. The transcript has 11 exons.